Messenger RNA from Dromiciops gliroides (monito del monte), 9567 nucleotides. It is a transcript of the gene CASZ1, whose product is annotated as castor zinc finger 1. Bases 5 to 5563 code for a protein of 1852 amino acids. Gene Ontology annotation, molecular function: RNA polymerase II transcription regulatory region sequence-specific DNA binding; DNA-binding transcription factor activity, RNA polymerase II-specific. The transcript is spliced from 19 exons. Gene Ontology annotation, cellular component: nucleus. Gene Ontology annotation, biological process: regulation of neuron differentiation; positive regulation of transcription by RNA polymerase II. The record is from RefSeq and is a predicted model, not a curated record. NCBI's taxonomy places the organism in Eukaryota, Metazoa, Chordata, Mammalia, Microbiotheria, Microbiotheriidae.
UGCAAUGUCGGGGUGUGCGAACCAGAGAGGAGGAAAGAAACUUUUCCCCUUCUCUUUCACCCUCGCUGUCUCCCUCCUUCUCCCCCAGCCCCCCAGAGAUUUAUCCUUCGAGUUUGGGACCAAAGAGAGGAGCAUGGAUCUUGGUACAGCUGAAGGCGCUCUAUGCCCCGACCCACCCUCAGGAAAACCCGCGAUGGCGGCCAAGCGCAAAGGCGGCCUGAAGCUCAACGCCAUCUGUGCCAAGCUGAGCCGCCAGGUGGUGGUGGAGCAGGGAGCAGAAGCAGGCCUCCGGCCAGAAGGCGGCCAGGGCAACCCCCUGCGGCCGCGGGAGAAGGAGCAAGGCGCUGGGGCAGAGGCCAAGGUCACCCAGACACCCCGGAGUGAGGAAGACAGGCGGCGGGCCGUGAUCGAGAAGUGGGUCAAUGGGGAGUACAGUGAGGAGCCGGCCCCGGCCCCCAUCAUAGGGCGCAGCAUCCGUGAGGGCCUCGAGCUGCCCCCCGAGGGGGUCUACAUGGUGCAACCCCAGGGGUGCAGCGAUGAGGAGGACCAUGCUGAGGAAGCGCGGGGGCCCACCUCCCAGAGCAGCAGCUUCCUAGAAGAACGGGACUCAGAGGGAACAGCCCCCAAAGAGGAGGGUGGGCACAGCACCAAGCAGGCUUCAGGAGAAGCUUCUUCCCUCCGUGACUACGCGGCCACCACCAUGAACGAGUUCCUGGGUAUGUUUGGCUACGAUGACCAGAACAUGAGGGACGAGCUGGCCCGCAAGGUCAGCUUCGAGAAGCUCCAUGCCAGCACGGCCCCUGAGGCCUCGCCCGCGCCCCCAACCUCGGAGGAUAGCAAGCGGGCCAGGUACUCCAAGUAUGAGGAGUACAUCCGCAAGCUGAAGGCCGGCGAGCAGCUCCAGUGGCCCAUCCACGCCGCCAAGGCCGAGGAGAGAGCGGGCAAGGAAGCGGGGCCCAUGCCGGGCCUGCGGCUGCCCAGCAACACGGCCAACCUGGAGACCAAGGCCACCAUUCUUCCCCUUCCCUCUCACAGCAGCCCCCAGAUGCAGGGGCUGGUGGCACGGGCCUCCAAGUACGACUUCUUCAUCCAGAAGCUGAAGACCAGCGAGAGCAUGAGGCCCCAGAACGGGAACACGUACAAGAAACCGUCCAAGUAUGACUUGGAGAACGUCAAAUACCUGCAUCUCUUCAAGCCCGGGGAGGGCAACCCGGACAUGGGGGGCGCCAUCGCCUUCAAGACCGGCAAGGUGGGCCGCCCCUCCAAGUACGACGUCCGCAACAUCCAGAAGCUGGCCCCCACCAAGGUACCCCCCGCCCCCAGCCUGGCCCCCGCGCCCCUGGCCAGCACGCCCAGCGCCGCCCCCGUGGUGGGGCCCGAGCCUCCCGUCUCCCUGCCUUUCAACACCCCUGAGUACCUGAAGUCGACCUUCUCCAAGACGGAUUCCAUCACCACGGGGACUGUGUCCACCGUCAAGAACGGAUUGCCCACAGAUAAGCCAGCUGUCACCGAAGAUGUAAAUAUUUACCAGAAAUAUAUUGCCAGGUUCUCUGGCAGUCAGCACUGUGGCCACAUACACUGUGCAUACCAGUACCGGGAACACUACCACUGCCUGGACCCCGAGUGCAACUAUCAGAGAUUCACCAGUAAGCAGGAUGUGAUCCGUCACUACAACAUGCACAAGAAGAGAGACAACUCCCUGCAACACGGCUUCAUGCGCUUCAGCCCCCUGGACGACUGUAGCGUCUACUACCAUGGCUGUCACCUCAAUGGCAAGAGCACACACUACCACUGCAUGCAGGUGGGCUGCAACAAAGUCUACACAAGCACCUCGGACGUCAUGACCCAUGAGAACUUCCACAAAAAGAACACUCAGCUCAUCAACGACGGCUUCCAGCGCUUCCGGGCCACUGAAGACUGCGGCACUGUGGACUGCCAGUUCUACGGGCAGAAAACCACCCACUUCCAUUGCAGGCGGCCCGGGUGCACGUUCACAUUCAAGAACAAGUGCGACAUCGAGAAGCACAAGAGCUACCACAUCAAGGACGAUGCGUACGCCAAGGACGGCUUCAAGAAGUUCUACAAGUACGAGGAGUGCCGGUACGAGGGCUGCGUGUACAGCAAGGCCACCAACCACUUCCACUGCAUCCGCACGGGCUGCGGCUUCACCUUCACGUCCACCAGCCAGAUGACUUCCCACAAGCGCAAGCACGAGCGGCGCCACAUCCGCUCGUCGGGGGUGCUGGGGCUGCCCGCCUCGCUGCUGGGCACCAAGGACAACGAGCAGGAGGAGUCCAGCAACGACGACCUCAUUGACUUCUCGGCCAUGAGCAGCAAGAACUCCAGCCUGAGCGCCUCCCCCACCAGCCAGCAGUCGUCCGCCUCCCUGGCGGCGCCCGGCGAGGGCCAGCCCGCGGCCGCCGUGGCCAAACCACCCAACAGCAAGCUGUCCGGCCUGCUGCCCCAGGCGCUGCCCAGCAAUAUCCCGCUGGCGCUGGCACUCUCCAACUCGGGCAUACCAGCCGCCGGGCCCUUCUUCCCCCUCCUGCCCGGCCGGGUGAGCACGCCCAUGCCCGUGGGCACCGCCAACCUGAUGGGCGCUGCCUCGUCUGGGGCCGGCGCGACCGGAGCCCCCGACACGCCCACCCCGGCCGGCUCAGGGCCGGGCGACUCUACGCCGGCCGCCUCCACCUCCUCCCCGGCCCCCACAGCCUCCAUCAUGGAGAGGAUCUCUGCCAGCAAGGGCCUCAUCUCCCCCAUGAUGGCCAGGCUGGCCGCAGCCGCCCUCAAGCCUUCUGCAGCUUUCGAAGCCGGGAAUGGGCAGCAGCAGCAGCAGAUCCCCCCUGGACGGUUCCCCCCAACCCAAGUGAAGCAGGACCCUGGCGAGAACCCCUCGACCUCCUCCUCAGGCUCCCAGGAGACCCUGCAGGACCGUAGUCUGGACCUCAGCGUGAAAGAACACAGCAAUGAAUCAAAUGGCCACGCACUUGCAGCAAAUUCAUCUCUUUUAUCCUCGCUUAUGAAUAAGAUGUCCCAGGGCAGCCCCAGCCUCGGAAGCCUGCUGUACAUCAAGACUGAGGCAGAAGGCGGCCCCACUGGAGAGCCCUCUCCCUACUUGGGAAAGGCUGUGAAGAGCCUGGUUCAGGAGAAGUUGUCUGAGCCCUGGAAGACAUACCUGCGCAGGUUCGGCACCAAGGAUUUCUGCGAUGCUCAGUGCGACUUCUUGCACAAAGUUCACUUCCACUGCGUGGUAGAAGAGUGUGGCGCUCUGUUCAGCACCCUGGACGGGGCCAUCAAACAUGCCAAUUUCCACUUCCGAACGGAGGGAGGAGGAGCUGUAAAGGGAAACGCUGAAGCUUCCUUCCCAAACACGGCUGCUGCGGAGACCAAGCCCUCCUUGGCCCCGUCUUCGCCUCCAGCACCUUCCGUUACCACAGCGGCGGCGGCAGCAGCAGCAGCAGGGACCACCGCCAGCCUGGAGGUGCCCACCGCCAGCCCGGCCACCGUGCCCUCUGCCCCGACCCUCCUCGCCUGGAAGCAGCUGGCUUCCGCCAUCCCCCAGAUGCCUCCAAUUCCGUCAUCGGUGCCGGGUAUGGCUGCUUCGCCCUUGGCCACGACUUCUCUAGAAAACGCCAAGCCCCAAGUCAAACCUGGAUUCCUCCAGUUCCAGGAGAACGACCCCUGCCUCGCGAAUGACUGCAAAUACGCCAACAAGUUCCACUUCCACUGUCUCUUCGGAAACUGCAAGUACGUCUGUAAGACCUCCGGCAAGGCCGAGUCCCACUGCCUGGACCACAUCAACCCUAGCAACAACCUGGUGAAUGUGCGAGACCAGUUUGCUUACUAUUCACUGCAGUGUCUCUGUCCAAACCAGCACUGUGAGUUCCGGAUGCGAGGCCACUACCAUUGCCUCCGGCCCGGCUGCUACUUCGUGACGAACAUCACAACCAAGCUGCCCUGGCAUAUAAAGAAGCACGAGAAGGCAGAACGCCGGGCAGCCAACGGGUUCAAGUAUUUCACCAAGCGCGAGGAAUGCGGGAGGCUAGGCUGCAAGUACAACCAGGUCAAUAGCCAUUUCCACUGCAUCCGAGAAGGCUGCCAGUUUUCCUUCUUGCUCAAACACCAGAUGACGUCCCAUGCCCGGAAGCACAUGCGGAGGAUGCUGGGGAAGAACUUUGACAGAGUUCCCACUCAGGGACCUCAGAACCUGAUGGACACAGAGACGGACGAGUACAUGGAUUACACCGGCUGCAGCCCCGGGGCUGUCUCCUCCGAGUCCUCCAAUGUGGAUAGAAGUUGUUCCAGCACCCCCGUGGGCAAUGAGAGCACCUCCGCAGGGAACACCAUCACCAUGCCCACCGCCUCUGGAGCGAAGAAGCGCUUCUGGAUCAUCGAGGACAUGUCUCCUUUCGGCAAGCGCCGCAAGACGGCGUCGUCGCGCAAGAUGCUGGACGAGGGCAUGAUGCUGGAGGGCUUCCGGCGUUUCGACCUCUACGAAGACUGCAAGGACGCGGGCUGCCAGUUCUCGCUCAAGGUCACCCACUACCACUGCACGCGGGAGAACUGCGGCUACAAGUUCUGCGGGCGCACGCACAUGUACAAGCACGCGCAGCACCACGACCGCGUAGACAACCUGGUUCUGGACGACUUCAAGCGCUUCAAGUCGUCGCUGAGCUGCGACUUCCCCGACUGCCAGUGGUCCGGGAAUAGCACCCACUUCCACUGCCUGCGCUGCGGCUUCCGCUGCACGGACAGCACCAAGGUCACCGCGCACCGCAAACACCACGGCAAGCAGGACGUGAUCAGCGCCGCGGGCUUCUGCCAGUUCAGCUCGAGCGCCGACUGCGAGGUCCCCGACUGCAAGUACAAGCUCAAGUGCUCGCACUUCCACUGCACGUCCCCUGGCUGCAAGCACACGGUGGUGGGCAUGUCGCAGAUGGACUCCCACAAGAGAAAGCACGAGAAGCAGGAGCGGGGCGAGUUGAUGCCCGCCGUCAGCCCGGGGCCCGAGGGGCUCCCGGCCGGCCCCCCGGACCACGAGGCCCCUCGGGGCGGCGGAGGCGGAGGCGAAGGCGUCGGCCUCGACAGCUCGCUCAACCUGGGCGCAGAUCCCGGCGGUUCCCUCUUCUUCCUGCAGAAUGCGGCCGCGGGCCUGGGUCUCAACGACUCUCUGGACCUGAGCAAGAAGCCCCCCGAGGGCCAGGGCCCCUGCCCCGCCGACCCCCCGGAGGCGGUGCCCUGCUCCGCCGGGGGCCUGGACGACUCGUCCCAGGAGGAAGAGGAAGAAGAGCUGAAUGAAGAUGAGGAAGCGGAAGAGGACGACGACGAGGACGACGAGGACGACGACGACGACGAGGAUGAAGAGGAAGACGACGACGAGGACGACGACGACGACGAGGAGGAGGACCUGAACACGGAUUCCGAGGAAUCGCUCCCGGACGCCGCCCAAGGGGAAGCCUUUGGCCCCAAGGGCGCCGGGGGAGGGGAGGAGACGUGUCCCCUGAACCACGGCGAUGCUUCCCGGCCCCCCGCGGGAGACUUGACGGCUUCUACCUCCCCGUAGCCUCCCGGACGAGGCGUGUGGCUCGUUAGUUUGUUUGCUUGUUUCUUUUAAAGUAAGACACCACAGAGACCCAGGACCCCCACAGAGAAGAGAGCCCUCCAGCAUCUCCCGCGUGACCACGCCACAAAGCCCAAGGCUGGCCACCCCAGCCGGAAUCCCGACGUGGGCCCGGCCCAGCAGCCGAAGAGGGGGCAGAGGCCUGAGGCCGAGGCCGGGCGGGUCUACGGAGGUGGGGGGGGGGGAUUGGCUUCCGGUUUAGUAUGCAUAUGAAAUUGAAACUGGGGGAAGUAGGGGAGGGGAGCGUUUCCUCUCCUUGGGGGCCCAGGGCAGCCCUCCAGGCCUCGGAUUUUCCUCCGUUUCCCACUCCCGCUUCCUUUGGCGGUUUGGCUAGCUGGUGUCUCCCCAUGCCUUCCAUCACCCCGGAGGGGGUUGAGGAUGUGGGUCCCUUUAUCCCCACCCCCCUCUCCUUCCCCAAGAUAUAUUCCAACAAAAUGGCCUUGGCUCCGUGGGGUCUCCUUUUCCUCAAGCUCACUCUCCAGCAUUAAACAAAAGGGAGAGGAGGCUUCACACAUGGAGGGUUGGGGGAGGGGGUAUUUAUUGUUAAACAGAAAAGCAUUUAAUGAAAGCGUGGGGGUAGGGGCUGGGGCGCUCGAUCCAUUCUUCCAGUCCCUCUUCCCGGGAUCUUUCCUCAUUAUAUUAUCCUUUGUUUUGUUUUUUGUUUGUUUGUUUGUUUUUUUAAGAUAUUUAUAUGUAAAGCCUCCCUCUGUACAGAGAUGUUCGUUUGGAUGCCUGGUUGUGGUCUGGCCGCAAGAGCAGGGGCAGGGACGCCAGGCCACCCAGGGGGAAGUGGGAGAUCCUGGGAGUCCCCUUGGGAGAGAACCCAAGUCUGUCCCACCCCGGGCCUACUGGGACUCAGGUUUCCCUCUUCCCACACACCCACUCUUCCUCCUUGCACCCAUCAAUCCCUAGCACCUCCCCAGAGUCUAGAGGGGUAGGGGGGAGGCCCAGCCACCUCUGGAAAGGGGCGAGGAGCCUCGAGCAAUACCCGCCUCGGGUGCUGGUGGCAGCCUAACCCCCCCCCCAACUCCCCACCGCUACCCUGGCCUUGGCAUUCCACUUGGGGCCCUGGGGGAGCGCAGCUCAGGGAGGGAAGGUUGUCACCAAAGCAGAGGGGAGGAUCACAGAAAUCCGAACCCCAACCCCAGGCAGACCGCGCAGGACCCCUUCUGCCGUCUCCGCUGCUGAGGACAAACGCGGAGGGACCUCGGUGAACUUUGUAGUUGGACUUUGGGUGUUUUCUUCAGGGAAACAGUUUUUGUCAAUGGGUGGGAAGUGGAGACACCCCCGCUGGGGACAGAACCCCCUACGUGACCCAGAGCAGCUGAUCCGCCCGCCCGGGCUUGAGUAGGUCUUCUGCCGGUGACCGGAGACCCCUCCUACCCCCUUAAACACCCCCUCUCCCCAAGGGACUAUUUAUUGCUCAGGACUGUGACAAUUCUCACGAGGGCUACUGUGAACCCUCCAGCUCCAGUGACCGUCCCCACCCUCAGGGCUAUCUGGAGCCAGCCCUUACCGGCCCUUACUCCCGGGGCCUUCCCCCCCCCCCCACGUAUCUCACUGGGCCCUCAGGAGUGGGGAGCGGAGGAGCUUGCUCAUGGAGAGCCCCAGGUAUUGAGCAGCGGUCGGGGCUCAGCGUGCUGAGCGGUGCCUCCCAGCCCCACCCCCUCUUCUCCCAUCCUCCGCCCCGGCCCCGUUCCUGGCGGGAGAGAAAAGCACUUCGUGGACGCGUCACUGCAGGAGAUUGUCAAGGAAAUCUCAUGGAAUCAACUGAACUGGGAAAGCUUUGCUAGACUUUGCCCCGAUUUGGUGGCCCCAAAGAUCCCCCAGACCUAGGGGGCAUUUUCUACCCCCCCUUUUUUCUGAAAGGUUGGGGUGAGGAAGAAAGAGUGUCAGCUUUUUUUCCUUUUAACUUCCCAACCCCACCCUGGGAACAAAACCCAGGGUAAACUUGCCGUUUACAUCUAUCCUAAGAGGGGAGGACUGAAUGGUGCUGAUGGAGAGAAGGAAAAAAAAAAUGGGGCUGAAGGAGAUGAGGGGGGAGGGGGGGAGCUCUUCACAGCCAGCGGCUCAGGUCGUGGCAAGCAGGGCGGAUGUGACUGUUGGCUUUAAUAUUCAGAAAUGAAAAAGAAAAAUUUACAAAAAAAAAAGUUGUACAGUAUUUUUCCUGUAAAGGUUAUUAUUCUAUGUAGAACAAAAGAGAAAAGGAAAAAAAAAGAGAUCUGGGGUGCUGGAGGGGAGAAACUGCUUCUUGGCUUCCUGGCCACUCACCUGCCUUCUGGACUAGCCCUUAGGUUCGGUAACUUGUGUGCAAUCUCUCUCGAGGGUUUUUGUUUAGUAUUUUGUUUAGAGGCCUUAACGGUUUUGAGGUUGCCUGUCUUCACACUCUAGGACCGAUGAGAGGUGUGGGAUUCCUACUCUUGACUUGAAUUUUGUAGUAGGGGGGAAAAUAUUGAUAAUACAAGUUUGUAGUUAAUUUAACAUUUUGGGGGUUUUCCCUCUUAGUUCUUAUACUUGUGUGGCUUCUUAAGGCUGCCGGAUCCCUUAUCUAGUUUCUGCUGCUGCUUUGCUGGUGUAGCUCUCAAGUUGGCCCCAAUCCACCUUCAAAGUAGUCUUCCCCUUCCCUUCUCCCCUAGCAAUGAGGGGGGAAAUAGAGCCAGUCCCUGAGCUGGGGUGAACCAAGCUACUGGUAACUCCAACACCAGACCCUCUUCCCAUCCUCAUCGAGGGGUUUUUGAGGACUCCUGUGCGGUUGGGAAACUGUCUCUAAUCAAGAGACUGUCUCUUCUUAGCUUCUUCUCCAUCCUGUAGGCCUUGGCCGCCAUCUUGUCUGAGGUUCUGAAAUUCAAUGAGUUGAGUGGGAGCUAGUUUGACCACCUCUCUCAAGGCUGGUCCCCCUCCCUGGACAGUGUCACUGGACAGUCCCUCCCCCCAACUCCUUCCAGCCCUAACACACCUCCCCCACCUUCUCAUUUGUCCUUUACAAUGGUUUGGUUGUUGGUUUUUUGCUUUGGGUUUUGUUUUUUUUAACUGAAAAUGGGGGGAAAAAACCCAAACCAAGCCCGGUACAACCUAUCCAACCAGCUGGUUCUAUGUUUUAUUUUUUGUUCCUUUGGCCGCCCACAGCCUAGAGAGACACACCCACCUGAGUGAGCUUGGAAGGGAAAAGAUUGGGGAGGAGAGGUCAGAUGGAGUAUUACUGAUUAAACCGAAAAAAGAACAAAAUCAAUUUAAAACAACACCCUCUCCCCCUCCCCCACCCCUCACCUCCCCACCCGAAGGCUCCUCCUGAGCUCUGUGACCACCUCCAGCUACCGAAGAGAAGCAAUCACCAUCGCCCUGUCAUCGUCAUCGUUCUAAGCCACAAAAACUGGAUUCAGUCUGUGGAAGGAAUUUUGUAAAGAAAACAAAAUAAUAAACCAUUUUUCAAUGUAGCAACAAAAAAAAAAAAGAAAAAAGAAGAUGAGGACAGAGUGCGAAGUCUAGCCUUUUGUAAUAUAUUGCACAUUAGGACUACAAGCCAUUGCUAGCUCAUUUCGAAUUUUAAUGUGUAAUUUUUGUUUUAUUUUCUUUCUGUGGGGGAAAAAUGCUUGAUCCACCAACACUCUUUUUAAUGUUUUAUAACUAUGUAUGUGUAUAUAUAUAAAUAUAAAAUAAUAUGUAUGCACAUAUAUAUGUGUGUGUAUAUAUCUAUAUGUAUAUACAUAUAUAUAGAUAUAUAGAUAUAUAGAGAGGUUUUGAGACAAAAAAAUGCAGAAAGUGAAAACUGAACAGAGCAGUGUGUACUCCGAUUACUUGAAUCUGGUCUCCGCGGCACCUGCGUUAUUAAGAACUGAAUAUUUUUCCACUUGAAUUUAGUGCUAUUAGAAAUUUAAUAUAUGUGUUUUAUUUAUUUGAUUUUUUUUUUGCAUGACUGAUGCAAGGUUUGACAUUUUCACUCAAUAAAA